AUGUUCGGAAUCUUCGCGGACUUGAUGUCCUCGGUCAUCACGAUCUUCUUCCCCGUCUUCGCUUCGUUCAAAGCCCUCCGCUCCUCCGACCCCUCCCAGCUGGCACCAUGGCUGAUGUAUUGGGUGGUCCUCUCGGUCAUUAUCUGGGCGGAAUCCUGGACUUACUUCAUUAUCGGCUGGUUCCCAUUCUAUAGCUGGAUUCGCCUCUUCUUCCUGUCCUACCUCGUUCUUCCCCAGACGCAAGGGGCUCGCCUGAUGUACCAAGGCUACGUGGAUCCAUUUUUGGCACACCAUGAGCGAGAGAUCGAGGAGAUGAUCGGCCACACCCACGAGAAGGCUAAGGCGCUGGGCCUGCAAUACUUCUACCAAGCCAUCGAAAUGAUCCGGGAGAAAGUUUUGGGUCUACCUCCCCAGCGCCCUGAAACCCCUUCCCAGCAGGGUGGUGCUGCUUCAUAUGCGCAAUCGCUGCUCUCUCGCUUCAACAUCCCCACUGCUGGAGCCGCAGCUGCCUCUAACGACUGGUACUCCGUUCUCAGCUCCGCUGUUGGCGCUGCGACAUCUACCGGACGGUCCCGCGAAGCCCAGGAUGAGCACCUUUCAGCCAGCGGCACUCUCCUCCAGCGCCAAAUGCAGUCCAUGUCUGGUGCCGAGAAGGCGCAGUUCAUUUCCUCCCAGCGAGAGCUAUUGGAUCACCUGCGAUCAACCUUGACCCGUGAGGAACAGAGCACCCCCCGCGAGUCGGAGAAUGACGACUUGGCCUACGGCGUGCCCCUCCGCAAGAACCGAAGCGAGAACUCUUUCGAAGUUGUUGACAAUGAGGAUCUCGGUCGUCGCUCGGACUUCAAGACCAGCGGCGGAUGGUCUACUGGAUGGUUUAGCAACGAGCAGGACUCGUCUGGGUCAUCCGGAACGGAUUUCGCGGCCCGUGCCAUUGACGAGAUCGCCCGGGCGCGCGCUACCGGGUACGAUCGAUCUUGA
This is a messenger RNA of Penicillium salamii, 978 nucleotides long. NCBI's taxonomy places the organism in Eukaryota, Fungi, Ascomycota, Eurotiomycetes, Eurotiales, Aspergillaceae. The record is from the annotation of a GenBank genome assembly.